Messenger RNA from Symsagittifera roscoffensis, 915 nucleotides. RefSeq names its product lymphokine-activated killer T-cell-originated protein kinase-like. Gene Ontology annotation, molecular function: ATP binding; protein serine/threonine kinase activity. The transcript has a single exon. Gene Ontology annotation, cellular component: cytosol; autophagosome; cytoplasm. Bases 1 to 915 code for a protein of 304 amino acids. Lineage: Eukaryota; Metazoa; Xenacoelomorpha; Acoela; Convolutidae. Gene Ontology annotation, biological process: protein autophosphorylation; regulation of autophagy; autophagosome assembly. The record is from RefSeq and is a predicted model, not a curated record.
AUGUCCCCGUGCUAUGGAUCUCCACAGUUUAGUAAAGUAGCAUCUGGUACUGGAAUCAAAGUGUAUAGAUGCCUGCGUUUCACUCCGAACGGACGCAAUCACUCUUCGCCAUGGGCGAGCAAAGUACUGAACAGUAGAUUGGGUCGUGAAAGUGUAUUAAUUCAGCAGCGUUUAUUUAAAGAGGCUGAAAUUUUGAGGCAGAUGGAUCACCCUAACAUAAUAAAACUGAAAAUUGUCAAUGGAAUUGAGGAGAGGAGUACUGCACUGAACCUUGAGUUCGGAGGCAAAAGUUUAUCAGAAAUUUUAUAUGGCACACGAAAAUCUUCAUUUAAUGAUUCUGUUAGUUUAACUGCAGAAAAUUGUCAAAUUAUUAUUACAGAUGUCAUAAACGCGCUGAAGUAUUUGCAUCUGGAGAAGUUCCUUUUACAUGGAGAUAUCAAGUCGGAUAACAUUCUAUUUGACCAGCAGAAAAACGUUGCAAAAGUUUGUGAUUUUGGAGUAAGUCUUGAAAUGAGAGCCGGUGGUUCUGGAGAAUUUUUGGUCAGAAAGAACCAUAGCGAAUGUUACUUCGGCUCUCCCGAAUAUCAGCCAAAGGAAGUAAUGGUUGAGGUAGACUGCGAAGAGGAUCGAUCAAUUACCGACCGCUGCGACAUUUGGGCAUUCGGACUUGUUAUUUUUGAAAUCAUUGUUAGGAAACCUCCAUAUUCUCGGUUGAUUCCAAGUCCUGAUGGGAAGUCCGGGUUUGAAAUUGCAGUCGAUCCAGCAAUAGAUGAACUCCUCGGAACAAAACCAAUUUUGUCAGAUCAAACUUUCUAUGCCCCAGAAAAGGUGGUCAAGUUGUUUAAUUGGUGCACAGAGGAAGAUUUUCGAGACAGAGCAUCUAUUUUGAAUGUUCAUCAUCUUUGGAACGAAUAA